AUGACGAAGAGAUCAACUCCAAAGGUUCGGACCUUGUCGGAUGAAGCUGAUUGGCGAGCAUGUGUAGAGUACGAGACAAAGUGCGUCGUCGUGGGUGACCUAAAGGUGCAAGUUUUACAGAUGGAAGAGCUGCCGGUGGCUGCUUCGCUCUUCAUGCUGGCAGAAAUGGAUGCCAACGUGACAGAGAUCUCGGGCACACGCCUCUGGACAGGCUCUCACUUCCUCUCACGAUAUUUGUGGCAUCAUCCGGAGCUUGUGCAAGGCAAGCGUGUACUGGAACUUGGAGCUGGCACUGGUAUCUGUAGCAUCGUGUCGUCUAAGCUCGGUGCUGUGAAAUGUCUGGCUACGGAUGGCGACGAGCAAGUAGUGGAGCUACUGGCUAAAAAUGUGCAUGUGAACAUGGUGGAAGAUGUCGUGACGGCACGCUCGCUGUUUUGGGGCGAUGAGCCAUCGACACAGACCUUGCUGGACGAAUUCCCGGAUGCGUUAACGGAUGUCGACGUUGUGUUGGCUGGUGAUGUGCUCUACAAGAGCGAACUACUACCGCUGCUCUUUGAUACUGUUACGCAAGUGCUGAUGCUGGAUAAUACUGAGCGAGUGUUCGUCUUGUGUCAUAUCCCUCGAGCUGAUGUGACACACGACGUCGUACAGAAACAGAUUAUCGACUCAGGGCUUAAGUUCAAAGAGGUCAAACUGCCCGCGCAAAGCGUCGCGGAUGCCACGGUGGAACUGGAGGAGUGUCCUGUGGAGGAUGUCGAAAGGGCUAAGCUAUACUAUAUCACCAAGUAA
Messenger RNA from Peronospora farinosa, 789 nucleotides. Lineage: Eukaryota; Oomycota; Peronosporomycetes; Peronosporales; Peronosporaceae. The record is from the annotation of a GenBank genome assembly.